This is a messenger RNA of Camellia sinensis, 525 nucleotides long. RefSeq lists its product as uncharacterized. The record is from RefSeq and is a predicted model, not a curated record. Lineage: Eukaryota; Viridiplantae; Streptophyta; Magnoliopsida; Ericales; Theaceae.
AUGGCUCGCCACCGGUGCAAUGACACCUUGAUAUGUCUCAUAUUCCCAACAAGUUUGGGAGAACUAGUCCUGAAAUGGUUCAAAAGUCUCCCGGAGGGAAGCAUCGAGGGGCGGCAACAACUAGCAGAGGUCUUUGUCACUAGAUUCAAAACCAACAUUCUAACACCGAAGGAGGUUGACCACCUCCUGAGCAUCAAGAUUGAAUCUAGAGGUUCUUUGAAGGCAUACAAUUCUAACUAUUGGGAAACUUACAAUGAGAUCCUCGAUUGCCCCACCAAUCUGGUGAUCGCACAAUACAAGCGAGGUCUCCCAGUCGAAUGUAGGCUGCGAGACUCGCUUACGAUGGACCAGCCCACAACCAUGGAGUUCUUGAUACAGCAGAUCAACGAACAUAUCCGAGUAGAAGAUGAUGCCACCACAGCCACCGCAACCGAGAAGGAAAAUCCGGUUGUGGCGGAUAGAAGAGUGGCUGGGAAGGUUCACUCGGUGGGGCUAGCGAACAACCGCCCUAAUAUCGCGGUUUAA